UUUUGCGCAUGUAAACAAAAACCGAACGAGGUGUAAUCAUUUUUUUCUGAAUUUUUAACUCAUCGUUAAUUAAAAAUGUCAUUAAUUAAUGUACUAUUAUCGUCAGUGUACGUACGGUGAUCGAAAUUAAAGGAUAAAUAAUUCAUUAUGUAAGUGAAGUUAUCGAGUAUCCGUCAGGAUAAGUUGUUUUUCUAAGACGUUGAUAACAAUCUAGAGGUUAAUCUAUAGUCUCUGCCAUACCCCUAUAAUCCCAGUGCUAUAUCCUACGAGUAAGAUUUUUCAAAGGAACCAUAAUCUAAACGCGAAAUUAUACCACCCAUAUGUACCAUUUAUUAUACUAACUGGUUUGUUUAUGACCGCUUUAGUAUUGAAACAUGUACAACGGUGUAUUGUAGAAAUUGGCAGCGGAGCGAAAAUGAGUAUGGUCGAUUGUAAGAAUACCAUCGAUCAUGAAUUGAACAGUUCAAAAGAGGUUGUCGAUGAUUCGGAAGAUGAGAGCGAAAUUGUGGAAGAAAGCCCUUGUGGUAGAUGGCUAAAACGUCGCGAAGAGGUGGACCAACGCGAUGUACCGGGUAUCGACAACGCGUUCCUGGCUAUGGACACCGAAGAGGGCGUCGAAGUAGUCUGGAACGAAGUGCAAUUCUCCGAAAGAAAGAACUUCAAAGCUCAAGAAGACAAGAUUAGAUUAGUUUUCGAAAAUCUUACCAAGUUAACCCAUCCAAAUAUUGUUAAAUUUCAUCGUUAUUGGACUGAUACGCAUAAUGAUCAACCACGAGUGAUAUUUAUUACGGAGUAUAUGUCAUCGGGUUGUUUGAAACAGUUUUUAAAACGUACUAAAAGAAAUGUUAAAAAGUUACCGCUACAUUCGUGGAGACGAUGGUGUCGUCAGAUACUUUCAGCUUUGAGUUACUUGCAUUCGUGUAAUCCGCCAAUUGUGCACGGGUAUUUGACUUGUGAUACUAUAUUUAUUCAACAUAACGGUCUAGUGAAAAUAGGAUCAGUGGCUCCUGAUACUAUACACCAUCACGUUAAAACUUGCCGAGAUAAGAUCAAAAACGUACAUUUUAUAGCUCCUGAAUACGGAGUUGGCUCAGGAGGUGGUAUAGGCCCUCCUAUCGAUAUAUAUUCCUUUGGUAUGUGCGCUUUGGAGAUGGCUGCGCUUGAAAUUCACGGAUAUCAGACUGAUUCGAGUGGAAAUGAGUUAAGUUGCGGUGCUGUGACCGAAGAAAACAUCGAUAAGACUAUAGAGUCGCUGGAAGAGGACUCUUUGAAGGAUUUUAUACGAAAAUGCUUAUCGUACGAUCCGGCUGUUCGACCGACAGCACGUCAAUUAUUGUUCCAUCCGCUUCUGUUCGAAGUUCAUUCGCUCAAAUUGCUGGCUGCCCAUGCGUUGGUACAGCAUUCGCCUCCUACUGCGAAUCUUUCGGAAAUAAUUACCGAACGAAUGCAGAAAUGGUGUUCAGAUUCUGAUAACGUGUUAGCUGUGAUGAUACACGAUGAGGAGACCAACGGUACUCCGAACACAAUCGUCUCUAUUGCCGAAUUACCAGUGCCUGAGAAAUUGGAGAAAUUCGUCGAAGAUGUCAAAAAUGGAGUAUAUCCUUUGACAGCUCACGAUACCGGUGGUAAUAAUCCGAUACCUGUGGCUACCUCUUCGACUCCAGAUUCGCGUACCCUGUCACCAGAACGUAUCAGCCAUAAAAACCCUACCACCGAAACCCAGAAUGCAAAUAGUCCUUCUACUUCGCCAGACAGAGAGACUAGAAAAGUAAUCAAUAUGAUGUGUAACGUCAAACCUAAAGAAACAAAUGGAGAGACUGAGUUUUCUAUGACUAUUUUACUCCGAAUGGAGGAUAAAAUGAAUCGACAAUUGACUUGUACUUUGUCUGAAAUCGAUACUGCGGAUACCUUGGUACAGGAACUUAUUUAUUACGGAUUUAUCAACGAAACUGAUAAAGACAGAGUAUCGUUAUUAAUAGAAGAAACCCUCAAAGGGUAUGCUUCGACUGGAGACCGAGACGAAACCGAAGAAGAACUCGAGUUAGAACGAGUAACGUCUUUGACAGCUCCAUCGUCAUCAUCGAGUACUCCUUCUUCGGUAGCAUCGUCUUCAAUCCUGGUCUCAGAAAGUGCUACAGUUACAUCAAUCGGUUAAGCUCGAUAGCUUGUUGAGAGUGUUUUGUAUUACGGAUGUCUUCCUGUGUGCUCUUCGUUAAAGAUGAAAAUUAUCUAGUCAGAAGAUUUAUAAUACGCUGUUAUUUCCAAUCGCUUUGAAAUCAUGUGUGUCUUUCUCUCUUCUCAAAAACACGUUAUUAUUACCUUUUUUUUAAUGAAACAAAUAUUCUUAUAAACGAUAAUGUAUUACUCAGCCAUCAGUGAUGAUAUUUUUUUUUAAAUAGACGUUCGUUUUCCUUUUAUAUAUGUAUUGCUCAGGGUGUGAGAAUGUAUUAUCGAUGUAAAGUGAUCGUCUUAUAUACCUAAUAUAUUGAUAUAUUUAUUUAUAUUACGAAUAAAUAUUUUUUUUAUUCAUUUUCCCUUUUGAUAUACAAACGUAUAUAACAUAGAAAUGUUACUUUUAUAAUAUUGUACGGCUGUUAUGGUUGAUUUUUUUUUCUUUUUUUUAACAGUUGAGUCUUUCAUUGCUUUAAUUUUAAUGCUACCUACGUGAAUAAACGGAUUUUUUAAUGAAAGAGUA
This is a messenger RNA of Planococcus citri (citrus mealybug), 2695 nucleotides long. RefSeq names its product MLF1-adaptor molecule (gene Madm). Gene Ontology annotation, cellular component: endomembrane system; cytoplasm. The record is from RefSeq and is a predicted model, not a curated record. The coding region runs from base 353 to 2155 and encodes 600 amino acids. The transcript has 11 exons. Lineage: Eukaryota; Metazoa; Arthropoda; Insecta; Hemiptera; Pseudococcidae. Gene Ontology annotation, molecular function: ATP binding; protein serine/threonine kinase activity. Gene Ontology annotation, biological process: intracellular signal transduction; protein phosphorylation.